Messenger RNA from Stylonychia lemnae, 1395 nucleotides. Lineage: Eukaryota; Ciliophora; Spirotrichea; Sporadotrichida; Oxytrichidae. The record is from the annotation of a GenBank genome assembly.
AUGAGAAUAAGUACUAAAACUCUUGGGCUCACUCUGUUUUUAAUACUAAUUACUGCAGAGGUAAUAGCACAUUACAAGUAAAGCUUAUAUGUCUCAGGAUCAGAUGAUUUAAGCUUAAUCAGUGUAGAGUAAACAAAGUAGCCUUCAAAUAAAGAUAUCUCAAACACAGCCACAAAAGCAAAAGAAGCGAUGAAGGCUUAUUAGAACUCAAAGCUUGUGAAAAAUAUUUAGGGAUGCAUUCAGGCUAUCUCAACACUCUCAGAAUACAUGGGAGUUGCUGGAAGUGUGGUAGGCUUUGUCUUCACUUUAUUUGGGGGAUCAAGUUAUACUCCAGAUCCUGCUCUUCUUGAGCUUGAGGAUAUGAUUAGAGACACCUAGCUAUUAAUUAUUGAGGGCAAUGAGGAGGUAAUGAACUCAAUAAGAAAGCUGAAUUCACAAUAAGCUAUAAGAAAUGUUCAAGAUGCUUUGAGUAUUUUGGACACUCUUGAGGAAAAGCAUUUAAUUUAAAAGCUAGACUUUGAGCAUGGCGCUUAUGAUGUUUCACCUUGUGGAAACUCUAUGACUCUAUGUAACAAUGCUUUUAUCAAGUUAGCGAAAUCGUUGGACGAUGUCUUGGAAGCUUCAUUUGAGGAAUCUCCCAAGGGCGAAAAGAACAGAGUUUUUAACCUAGCUGAUAAUCUGAUGCAAAGACUGAUGAAUAGUUUCUACUCAAUAACAUGGCUAAAUGCCUAGUAAUACAAAUCUUCUCAUCCAACUGAGUAAAUCUCUAAUGACGAUACCUAGAAGAUAUCAGAGAUAACAUAGAGCAUAACUCUUCAACAUUACUUGAAGGAUCAUGCUAUUGCUUCUUAUCAAAAGUGGUUAGUAGAGAAGAAAUUCUCAUCAUGCAGAUUAUGCUCAUCUUGUUCAAACGAUUAUCCAUUGUACUAAGGUUCUGGUGAAAAAGAGGAUGAUUGGGGUCAUUGGUUAAGAUUUAGAGACCACUGUGAAGGUGAUUUAUACAAUGAAGACGGGCCUCCAAAUCUCUGUUGUUCAAUAAAUGAGCCACCUGUGAGGUACUGUGAAUCUUGUGGAGGAGACUAUCCCUAUAGAAUCGGCAGAAGGCUCAAUAUUGAUGACUGGGGUCCUUACCACAUGACUGGACAUGGAUGUCAAGGCAAUUUUUACAAAACUAAUAGAGAAUUCGAAGUUUGCGGAAGAAAUAGAAAACAAUGCAAGAUGUGCGCUGGUUAAUGUCAAGCCAAUUAUACAUUAGUAGGCUAGGUACUUCGAUAAGGUGAUUGGGGAUUUUGGAAGGUGUAUGAUACUCCAUAGUGCAAUCCAGGUUAUGAUGGUGAUAUAAAUGUUGAUAAAUCUGCUGAUGUGUCAUUUUGCUGCCUUGAUGAAACUAUUUGA